AUGCUGAAAUCACUGGUCGAACCAAUGUCAUAUGAUUUUACGCUGAGUGACGAAGAUCGGGCACUGGCAGCAACAAUUGAUGCAGCUGAGGCCCUAGAAAAGCGUGACAGUAUGAUCAACAAAGCAGGCGAGGCUGCUGGUCAGGUAAUUGAGAAGAUGCAGAGCGUUGCUGUGCCAGCAUGGAAUAAAAUGAGAUCGAAAGUAAGGAAUUAUUGA
Molecule: messenger RNA, 216 nt
Organism: Gongylonema pulchrum
Lineage: Eukaryota; Metazoa; Nematoda; Chromadorea; Rhabditida; Gongylonematidae
Source: the annotation of a GenBank genome assembly